Molecule: messenger RNA, 3246 nt
Organism: Oppia nitens
Lineage: Eukaryota; Metazoa; Arthropoda; Arachnida; Sarcoptiformes; Oppiidae
Gene: Pi3K92E
Product: phosphatidylinositol 4,5-bisphosphate 3-kinase catalytic subunit delta isoform-like
Exons: 9
Coding region: 1-3201 (1066 amino acids)
Biological process (GO): phosphatidylinositol-mediated signaling; phosphatidylinositol 3-kinase/protein kinase B signal transduction; cell migration
Cellular component (GO): plasma membrane; phosphatidylinositol 3-kinase complex; cytoplasm
Molecular function (GO): 1-phosphatidylinositol-4-phosphate 3-kinase activity; 1-phosphatidylinositol-3-kinase activity
Source: RefSeq, a predicted model, not a curated record
AUGUGUCCGGCGGCGUCAGCCAACACUUACGAUGUCUGGUCUACAGUGGAACCGACUAUCGAUGUCGAUGUCCUAAUGCCAAACGGAACUCUCAUUACGAUUAAUGUCGACAAAGAGAUCACUUUUUCUGAGAUUAAAGAGAUAUUGUUUGAAGAUGAGUGUCAAAGUCAACCACUUUAUGGUGCACUUCAUGACAAACAAAAGUAUAUAUUCACUUAUGUCAAUACGGGUAACCAACAGGAAUUGGUCGACGACGACGUACGACUGUGCGAUGUCUGUCCCUUUCUGGCACUGUUAACACUUGUCGAGAGGAAGGGCGAUAAGGCGGCCCUUCAGUUGGAUACACAAAUCGGAAUACUUAUAGGAAAAAAUCUCAAAGAGUUUGAUUCGCUAAAGAAUCCCGAAGUAAAUGAUUUUCGAUUCAAAAUGAGAGCCUAUGCUGAGGAAGUGUCACAACAAAGAGAAAGUAAGACAUGGAUUGAGAAAAUUCUCUAUCAGUUUCCCAUUAGUAUUGAUUAUAGUCGAGAACUGCCCACAUAUCUCAGGGAUAGACUACAAAAAUGUCCCGAAAUUAACAUUAAGUUGCGAUUCGAGGACUCAUCGUAUUGUCAAGAAUUGGCUGUAAGUUACGAUUCAAAGGCGGAACAAAUACUUCAGUUUGCCAUCGAUAACGACGCAGAAGCCUAUAUCACUGCAAAAGAUUAUUUGCUUAAAAUCAAUGGUAGACUUGAAUAUCUAUUAGGAGACUAUCAACUAAUUCAAUAUAAACCAAUACAAGGAAUGAUAGUUAACAGCGAAACGCCGUAUUUGGUGGCUGUCCUUAAAUCAAGCAUUGAAUUCGAAGAAGAAUCGAUAUAUUCUAUACCAGACUUUAGUCGUUUGCGUUCGCCAUCGGUUGUGUCCAUUACGGGUACAUCAAGACGUCGUAUUCAAUCGACCAGUUCGUGGACUAUUGAAAGAAAACUAGUGAUACACAUCAAUAGUGCCCAACGAAUCAUAAAUCCCGAUAAUACCAAAGUUGUCAUAAUGUGCGGUCUUUUUCACGGCGGCGAACAGCUCUGCGAUACGCAGAUGUCUUCGCCAGUGAUGCCCAACGAGUCGGGCGACGGCCAGUGGGAAGAGGAUAUAUUUCUCGACAUAAAGAUUUGUGAUAUUCCGCGAAUGUCUAGAUUGUGUUUCGCUGUAGUGGCCAUCGGUAACAGUUCAAAGAAAGCCAAAUCCAAGCAAACACCGCUGACGUGGGCCAACACAAACAUAUUUGACUUCAAAAACAUACUGAAAGUGGGAUCCAUUACGAUGUCGAUGUGGAACAGUCAUCAGCAAACUGUCGACGAAUCAGAAGUGGAAGUGUUUAACUCAUUGGGAACAGUAGUGCCAAAUCCCAAUGUUGAACAAUCGACAUGUCUGACCAUAACAUUUAAUAAGUACAACAACGGUGACACACAAAUUGUAUUUCCAUCGAUGUAUGAUAUCGUCAAAGAGACACAACUAAGCAAAAGUGAUUCGUUCGACGAAAACCAAACCAGUGAUGAUCUACCAGUCGCUCCAUCAAGGAAUACAAGACACGCCAGCAAACAGUUUGUCGAACAGAUCCGAGAGAUAUGCGACAGAGAUCUCUUGCAUAAGAUUACAGAUCAGGAAAGAGAACUCUUGUGGUUCUUGCGUGAAGACUGUCGAAGUCUUUUACCGCAAUCACUCAACAAACUGUUGAUAUCAUUCAAAUGGAAUAACCAUAAAUUGGUGGCACAAGUCUUAAGUUUUCUUCAGGAAUGGCCAAAACUCGAACCUGAAAAAGCACUCGAACUACUAGACUAUGCCUACGCUGACUGUUGGGUCAGAAAGUUUGCCAUUGAAUGUCUCAAAGGACUGACUGAUGAAGAACUGUCACUUUAUUUGUUACAAUUAGUUCAGGCACUCAAAUACGAGUCCUAUAUGUACUGUGAUUUAGUGCACUUUCUGUUGGAAAGGGCUUUCAAUAACCAGAGAAUCGGACACUCAUUGUUUUGGCUGUUGAGAAGUGAAAUGCACGAACCGGCCGUUUCGGUCAUCUUUGGACUCAUACUCGAAGCCUACUGUAGAGGUGCGAUGGACCACAUGAACCAAUUGAUGCGCCAAAUGGAAGCGCUGAGCAAAUUGAAGAGAGUCAACGAAAUGGUCAGAGACGACAAAAACCGAGACAAUAGGGACAGAAAGAUAGCACUCAUGCAGAACAUUAUGAGCCAAAAGUACUACGAAGAGACACUCUUCCAGAUAAUCAAUCCGUUGAAUCCCAUCUAUAAGUUGGGAUCUCUUCGUACAAAUAAAUGCAAAUUCAUGGACUCUAAGAUGAAGCCUCUGUGGUUGGUCUUCAAGAAUGAAGAUGAAGGCGCCUCUGAUACGUAUAUAAUCUUCAAGAAUGGAGACGACCUGAGACAAGACAUGUUGACACUGCAAAUGAUAAGAAUUAUGGAUAAACUUUGGAAAGACGAAGGACUGGACUUCAGAAUGAAUCCCUACCGAUGCAUAUCGACAAACCAUAACGUGGGGCUCAUUGAAGUGGUACUCAAUGCCGACACCAUUGCUAACAUACAGAAAGAGAAGGCCGUGACAGCCAUCGCAGUCUUCAAGAAAGAUCCACUUCUGUUGUGGCUUAAGGAUCACAAUCCGACUGAAGAGAGUCUUAAUAUGGCUAUUGAAGAGUUCACACUGAGUUGUGCCGGUUAUUGUGUGGCCACUUAUAUCUUAGGUAUAGCUGAUCGACACAACGACAAUAUUAUGGUUACCAGAAAUGGACAGUUGUUUCACAUAGAUUUUGGUCAUAUUUUGGGCAAAUUUAAGGAAAAGUUUGGUAUUAGACGCGAAAGAGUGCCAUUUGUUUUGACCAAUGAUUUUGUUUAUGUCAUAACUCAUGGCCAGAAACCCGAGCGCUCCGAUGACUUCAAUCGGUUUCAACAGUACUGCGAACAGGCGUUUAUGAUAAUCCGUAAGAGAGGUUCGUUUAUCAUCUCACUGUUUGCAAUGAUGUUGUCUACUGGCAUACCGGAGCUGUCGUCGGUCAGCGAUUUAGACUACUUGCGAGAGACUCUGGUGCUCGAUCUGACCGAAGAACAGGCCAGAAAUCACUUUCGGUCAAAGUUUACCGAAGCUCUCAAAAACAGUUGGAAAACAUCUCUCAAUUGGUGGGCGCACUCAAUGGCCAAAGACAACAAAAUGGCCGAUUAAUUGAUCUCAUAGUAUGUGACAAACAUUUAGUGACCAAAAAUAAAA